AUGGCGGCGCGAACGAUUGGCGUGCCCACCUCGGCUGCUCGCUUUUCGUCCAGACGAGCCUACCGGAACGACGAUAUCGAACAGCAGCGGAAUGUCGAAAACAAUAUUCAAACAAGAUUCCUGCGAGGAUACGACCUCAACUCCAGGCUCCCGCUCCGGCAGCACAACAACGGCUUCAUCCGAAUCCCAGCCUCGAUUUGCCACGAGAUUUGGCGGGCUGCGCCUCGGAUUAUCCAGGGCCUGUGGGAUACAGGGAUUAUCCCUGGGGCUAUUUUAAUACUUGUCUUUGGGGGGAUGUUUUGGGUUCAUUUAUUCCGUCCCAUUGGGUGGCUGCCCCGGUACCCGCAAACAGGGUUAGGAAUAUAA
Molecule: messenger RNA, 366 nt
Organism: Gaeumannomyces tritici R3-111a-1
Lineage: Eukaryota; Fungi; Ascomycota; Sordariomycetes; Magnaporthales; Magnaporthaceae
Exons: 1
Coding region: 1-366 (121 amino acids)
Source: RefSeq, a predicted model, not a curated record